Solanum tuberosum (potato) is the source of this 1424-nucleotide messenger RNA. RefSeq lists its product as uncharacterized. Gene Ontology annotation, biological process: root development; shoot system development. The coding region runs from base 75 to 881 and encodes 268 amino acids. The transcript has a single exon. The record is from RefSeq and is a predicted model, not a curated record. NCBI's taxonomy places the organism in Eukaryota, Viridiplantae, Streptophyta, Magnoliopsida, Solanales, Solanaceae.
UAAAUACCAACACUCGAGCUUCAAUGCCAACACAAGUUUUAAAACUCCCCUCAUCAGAGAGAAAAUCAUAAGAAAUGGCUGCUCUUUCUUCAAAACCUAAUCACAUUCGAUCAGUCAGUUUUCCUGGCAGAUCACACCCAACCACCCAGAGAGUUGAAGAGGAGCUAAACAAGCUCAAAUCUUUGGAAGUAUCAGUUGCACCAGCAGCUGUGAGCAAUGGUCUACUUGGUCUGGAGAAAUUAUACAAGUGCAUUGAUGAUCUUUUCAACUUACCUCAAACCCUUCAAGCCCUCUCCCAGAAUCUACAUGCAAAAUGGCUUGACGAUUUAUUGGAUAAAUCAGUGAGGCUUCUUGACCUUUGUGGCACAAUAAGGGAACUUGUCUCACAAUGUAAAGAAAAUGUAAGAGAUCUUCAAUCCUCCCUCAGAAGGAGAAAAGGAGAUUCAACUACAGAUGACAGCGUUGAAAGAUUUACCUCUUUCAUCAAGAAGAUCAAGACGGAUGCCAAAAGAUUAAUCUCCACUUUGAAGCAAAUGGAUCAAGUGACUGCAGUAUCGGUCUUGCUAGAUGCAGAUCAAGAUGCAUUACCUGCGAUUAGAGCAAUAAAAGAAGCUAAUGCAGCAUGUCUUUCAACUUUCCAAAUGCUCUUGUCCUUCUUGUGUGUGCCACUUUUGAAGCCUAAGCUAUCUAAAUGGUCACUGCUUUCAAGAUUGGUAAACAAAGAAAGAAUAGUUCCACUAGUCCUAGAAGAAAACAUGAGCUUAGAUGCCAAGCUUGAAAACUUUGAGGCUUAUCUUGUCAGCUUCGAAGAUGGAUUGGAAGCAACAUUUAGAUGCCUGAUUAGAUGUAGAAGCUCACUACUGAAUGUUUUAUCCUGCUAAUGUGGCAGUUGAUAUUCCAUAUACUUUAAAUUGUAUAUACACAGUUUUGUAGUUAUGUAGAAAUAUACAAUCUUCAGGUGAUUGAGUAUACAUCAAUUUUGUGUCUUUUUCUCUAUCUAUAUCUAUAUAGUAGUACAUAUGGAGUGUGCAUGAAUACUGCCAUAAACUGUGUUAGUAGGACUAUAAUUCAAAUACCUGAAUAAGAGUCCAAUUUAUCAUGUUACGCAUAGAGUUUUAGUGUAUAGAAAGAGUUUCUGCAGUAUUUGUCAAAAUCUGAUGUCAGGUUAAGUUUUAUCCCCAAAAUAGUUUUAACCUGCAGUGAACAAACUAACACAAGUCUCACAACAAAUGCACUGCCAGGAUGAUAAAACCGGAGAUAUUACUCUACCUAUGAUACUAGAUAUGUUGAUGGAACAGAAAGAAAAUACUCCCUCCCUUUCAAUUUGUUUGUCUGGUUUUGACUUGACACUGAGUUUAAGAAAGUAUUGCCCAAGACUAUAUAGGGAUACAACAGUUUGUUCUCUCAACCAAUGUGGAACACUU